AUGUCCAGGCGUCAGCUGCUGCAGGAGCUUCUCGCCUCCACACGCCAGUCCGGUCUCGGUGGACAACCCAGAGCUCCAGCAUCACUGCCACGAAGGCGAACAACGUCAGAAACACCAACAUGCAGCUCACGCCACAACUUCUCGACGAGCCUCCCCCUACGCAGCGCACAAGUCCAUAGCGUUAAUGAGCUUCCCGACCGCACCUUCCCACGCUACCUUCAGAGCACGAAACCCGGCUCGUCGCUGUUGUCGCUCCAUUGGCCGCGGCCACCUCGGAAUCUACUCCUUGUGCAAAAGCUCUACGCGCCUGAUGUGACCGAGUCUGUCAUCAAGUUUGCCAAACACAUUCGCACAGACUACCCAGACGUCAAUCUCGUCGUGGAGCCGCGUAUUGCGGCCGUUAUUCGCAACCACCUCCCGUUCCCCAUCUACGUAUCCGAUAGCCGGUCCAACACUGCGGGCAAAAUCGAUGUCAUCGCCACCUUUGGUGGGGACGGAACGGUCCUUCGAGCUGCGAGCUUGUUCAAACUGCAUGGCUCCGUGCCUCCAAUCUUGUCCUUUAGCAUGGGCACGCUGGGCUUUCUGGGGGAAUGGAAUUUCAGCGAGUAUAGGAAGGCAUGGAGGGAAAUGUACAUGAGUGGGAGUGAUGUGGCUUCAGUGCAGGAUGCUGCUGUGCCCAUAGACAACGGGAGGGAUGAGCGUAUGGCGGCCAACACCCCGGCUGAUGUUGCCGGGUGGGAGAGGCUGCGCGGAAAGAGCCUGGGUGUUGGCCGGGCAUCCAAGAUUUUGCUGCGACACCGACUCAAAGCCGACAUUUUUGAUCGCUCGGGGGAUAACAUUAACCACCAGGUGUCUGAUACGCUGGCCCACCAGCACAAAUCCAGCAUCGCCGGGACCCAGGAGCCGUCACCCUCUCUCCGUGCCAUCAACGAGAUAUCCGUCCACAGAGGAUCUCACCCGCACUUGGCCAUUGUCGAUAUAUACCAAAACGGCCACUUUUUGACAGAGACCAUUGCAGACGGCAUCCUCAUCAGCACGCCGACUGGCUCAACAGCAUACAGCCUCAGCGCCGGCGGGCCUAUAGUUCACCCACUUGUCAAGUCACUCCUCAUCACGCCUAUAUCCCCGUGUAGUCUGAGCUUCAGAUCGCUUGUGCUGCCCCUCGAUACCAAAGUCACGCUACGAAUGAGCCCAAAAAAUAGAGGUCGAGAGCUAGAUCUUAACAUUGAUGGGAAACGAUGCGCCGGUGUCUUGCCGGGUUCAGAGAUUCGCGUCGAGGGCGAAUUUGUUGGUAGAGCCGGGCCGGGAGAGGAGUGGCAUGGCGGUGUGCCAUGUAUAAUCCGUACAGAGGAUGAUGAUCCGUGGGUAGGCGGACUGAAUGGGUUGUUGAAAUUCAACCACCCGUUUGGGAGGGAGCCGCCAAGCGAUGAGUUUUCUGACUAG
Messenger RNA from Metarhizium brunneum ARSEF 3297, 1443 nucleotides. It is a transcript of the gene pos5, whose product is annotated as NADH kinase pos5. Gene Ontology annotation, biological process: NADP+ biosynthetic process; NAD+ metabolic process. The record is from RefSeq and is a predicted model, not a curated record. Gene Ontology annotation, molecular function: NAD+ kinase activity. Lineage: Eukaryota; Fungi; Ascomycota; Sordariomycetes; Hypocreales; Clavicipitaceae.